GAGCCCACGAUAGCUCAGGCAUCCUAGAUCAUCAAUCAGGCCCGACUCUCGCACCCCCUCCCUAUCUUCCGUCAGCCGCUGGUGAACCGCCCUUCGAGUCCGACUAUUUAACAUGCCAGGCUCGCCAUGAAUUCCUCGCGAAACGACACUCCAACUUUGAGUGGUUUGACUUCCACCGACAACCUACCCGACGAUACCAGGGCCUAUAUUGAACAGCUCUCGGAGGAGUUGAGCCUUGAACAGGCAGUGCUAGAGUCCCUCUACGAUCUUCCCGAAUCGGAUGCCAUCGAAAAAGACAUCGCCACGGCUAAGCUCCGCGUUGCGGAUAUCAAACGUCGCCUGAAGGAAGCGAGGCGCAAAGUAAACCCGACUACAUGCACUAGUAUGGUGGGCCAGGUCUUUGGCCGCCAGCUACGAGACUCUGAGCGGACUCAGGAUCGAAUUCUCUCAAGCUUGGCCGUUCCGACCCGAAAGCGCCAGUUUGAAAGUACACUUGACGCUCGUGAUCCAUCCAAUUGGAGUUCCGCCAAACGGACUACUCCAAGCCCAGGCCCGAGCGAGAAUGACUUCCUUUUUGACGGGUUUAAUCGCGACAGACCGGAGAUCAUUGACCUGACAGAGUGCGACGACGAUGAGAUACCGUCCACCAUUAUCCAGCGGCAGAGACAGGCAGAGGAACGCGCGAGACGAAAUAAGGAACGAGCAGACGGAGACGCUGAACUCGCGAAACGGCUGCAUGGGCGCCCCUCGCCGCCACCGAACGGAUUAAGCUCCUUGCGGCAAACACAACAAAAUCCGGUGUUUCAUCGGAUGAUGGGCAGGUCUUCCCACUCCUCAUUGACGGGGCACAUGAAGCAGGAAGCCCGCCCAGCCUCUGGGGUUGACCCCCACAGGGACGAAUUCGACAAAUUCAGGCCCCCGUCUCGUCGUCUCAGUGGCAUGCAUCCACAGACAGCCGCUGUCAAGCCCGAGCCCAUCGAGCGCCAGUAUCGGAUGCCUGGUGCAUAUGUGAACUCGGAUGAUGAGCGCGAGACAUUUGCACCUGUGACUUCCCAACCCAAUCCUCGGCCUUCACUGCCUCCGCUUGGCUCAACCUUCCCGCUUCCUGCGUCCAACACAUUGGUCCCGCGAGCCACAUUGUCGACGGUACCCAUGAACCCAGCACUCACUCCCGCCGGGCUCGGUGCUCGUGACUUUCGGAUGCCUGCAAUUGAGCUGGCCCGACAAGCCUCGAUGGGCCGACAACAACCUUCCCAGGCCUGGCCGCCAGUGGGAUCACAUGGCAGAGCUCUCGAGCCUCCCUCAAACGGGUACUUGCCGACGCCGGCGCGACAGUCAUUCGGCGCCCCGUCGCUAGGGCCCAGCCGGCCGGGUUUCAUUUCCAAUGGGGCCUACUAUUCUCAACCAGGGCCCGACCUGGAGGUGGUCUAUCCCGGUAGCCUCUCCCAGGCUAUUAAACGCGUCAACAAGUUUGACUGGGAUAAGUUGACCGACGGCGACGGAAAUCCCUUCGACACACGCCUCGCCAAUUAUCUCCAAGACUUUACCGAAGACCCAAGGAAGACGGAAGAAGAGAUCCAGCAGCUCCUGUCGAACAUUCGGCCUGACAUGGAAAUUCCCGAGGAGGAUCGCGGCGAAACGCCCGAAGCCAUGAAAUACCCUCUGUAUCCACACCAGCAGCUUGCGCUGAAGUGGAUGACGACCAUGGAAGAAGGGACAAACAAGGGCGGCAUUUUGGCAGAUGACAUGGGUCUCGGCAAGACCAUCUCAACCCUUGCCUUGAUGGUGUCGCGGCGAUCGUCAGAAAAUAUCAAGACCAAUUUGAUCAUCGGCCCUGUCGCCCUCAUCAAGCAAUGGGAGUCGGAGGUGAAGAAGAAACUCAAGGGGGGUACUCAUAGGCUGAGCACCUUGCUUCUUCACUCGAAGAAGAGGCCGUACUCUGAGAUCAAGAACUAUGAUGUUGUCCUCACAACCUACGGGUCACUCGCUGCCGAGUGGAAACGCUAUACGCAGCAUAUCGAGAAAAUGAAGGAGGCCGCCGGAUACCGAGAGGAGGACGACGCCGAGCUUGCCAAAAAGUGUCCUCUGCUACAUGCGCGAAGCAGGUUCUACCGCGUCAUCCUGGAUGAAGCCCAGUGUGUGAAGAACAAGGACACUCAGGCAUCUCGCGCUGUGCACCGACUCACAGCCACUUACCGGUGGUGUCUAACAGGUACCCCGAUGAUGAACGGUGUCUCGGAGCUGUACCCCUUGAUUCGCUUCCUGAGGAUCAGGCCGUACUCCGAUUACACCCAAUUUCAACGUACUUUCAGGAGCCUAAACCCAAGGUCCGGCGGUUCAGACUACAGCCGCGACAAUGCUAUGCGGCAACUUCAAGCGGUUUUGAAGGCUAUGAUGCUGAGACGGAUGAAGGAUUCGAUGAUUGAUGGCAAACCCAUCUUGACACUUCCGCCCAAGACAGAGAACUCGGAAUAUGUUGUCUUCUCCGACGACGAACGCCAGUUCUACCAAGAACUCGAGUCAAAAUCUCAAGUCCAGUUCAACAAGUAUCUCCGCGCAGGGACGGUGGGCAAGAACUAUUCCAAUAUUCUCGUUCUUCUGUUACGCCUCCGCCAGGCUUGCUGUCACCCGCACCUGACAGAUUUCGAGGUCGCCGAUGCCGGCUCUUCGGAUGACCAGGCACUCGCUCGGAUCGAUUUGGCUAAGGAUAUGGAUGAGGCAGUGGUCAGGCGCGUCAAGGCCGUUGAGGCCUUCGAAUGUCCUAUCUGUUAUGAUAGCGUCCAAGAGCCCCUCCUUGUCAUCCCCUGCGGUCAUGACAUCUGUACCGAAUGCCUCGCUUCGAUUACGGAGAAGAACGCGCAGGACAACAUCAGAUCGGGCGACGAGAAUGGGGCUCCUAAAUGCCCCGUGUGCCGCGGCCUUAUUGACCCUGCCAAAGUCAUCACGCUUACCAUCUUCCGGAAAGUUCAUGCGCCUGAGGCUCUUGCGCCAGAGGAUGCUGCACCUCAGCAGGAUGGAGAGUUGUCCGAUUCAGCGUCUUCCGAUGACGACGAAUCCGAUACGGAUUCUCUUGGCAGUAUCGCUGAUUUUACCGUCCCAGAGAAUAAGGUUGAUGAAGACAAGGAGGAGGACGAGGAUGCAGACCAGGAGGAGGUCAACGGCAGCGGCAGCAACAAUAACGCCGACAUUGAGAAUGACAUUGACACUGUAUUGGACGUUGCAUUGGGCUCUGAGCGGUCCAGUGCCGCAAAGAAGCAGAAGAAGGAGGUUGUCAAAAAGCGCAAGAAGGCAAGAGGCAAGGCGAAAGCCGAGACCAAGGCUGAAGAGUUCACGCCCCAUAAACUCAAGCAGCUCCGCAUCGAUGCAGACAAGAACAAGGAGGCCCGCCGUCGGUACAUGCGUUACCUUCGCGACAACUGGAUGGACUCGUCUAAAGUCAGCCAAGUAAUUGAUAUCCUGGAGCAGAUCCAAGAAUCCGACGAGAAAACGAUCGUCUUUUCCCAGUGGACGGCGCUCCUCGACAUGAUUGAGAGCCAACUCACGUACAAGCUCAAGCUGCGCUUCUGCCGCUACACGGGGAAGAUGUCGCGCAACCAACGGGACGAGGCGGUCCAGGACUUUGUCGAGAAUCCCCGCACCAAGGUGAUGCUCGUUUCGCUGCGCGCCGGCAACGCCGGGCUGAACCUCACCGUUGCCAGCCGCAUCAUCAUCUGCGAUCCGUUCUGGAACCCCUUUAUCGAGAUGCAGGCCGUCGACCGCGCCCACCGCAUCGGCCAGCAGCGCGAGGUCAAAGUCCAUCGCAUCCUGGUCAAGGAGACGGUCGAGGACCGCAUCCUCGCGCUGCAGGAGAAGAAGAGGAAUUUGGUUGAGGCAGCGCUGGACGAGGGCCAGAGCAAGAAUGUGGGCCGCUUGAGCGAGCGGGAGCUGGCUUACUUGUUUGGUGUCAGCCCUGCGAGGCGCUGAGAGGUGCUGUUCGCCUUUGGUGGGAUUUGUCUGAGGAGAAACUGUUUGCUAUCCACGGAGCUCAGUUGUGGGACACAGGGGUUGAUCUACUUUGGCCAUCAGCUGGACACUUUAGGUCGCUACUGAACCGAAGAGCUACUAUAGGAUGGCAACAUGCUGCUUA
Molecule: messenger RNA, 4126 nt
Organism: Parathielavia appendiculata
Lineage: Eukaryota; Fungi; Ascomycota; Sordariomycetes; Sordariales; Chaetomiaceae
Exons: 6
Coding region: 127-3963 (1278 amino acids)
Biological process (GO): double-strand break repair via homologous recombination
Cellular component (GO): cytoplasm; nucleus
Molecular function (GO): ATP-dependent chromatin remodeler activity; ATP binding
Source: RefSeq, a predicted model, not a curated record